This is a messenger RNA of Chilo suppressalis (striped riceborer), 1495 nucleotides long. Lineage: Eukaryota; Metazoa; Arthropoda; Insecta; Lepidoptera; Crambidae. The record is from the annotation of a GenBank genome assembly.
GUUGACAUUUAGUUUGAGGUUAUUUUCGUCGUGCUUGCUUGUUUUCAUUGAAAUAAUUUGUUCAUCUUUUACGAAGUAGACAUCUACUAAAUUUUUUGAUGCAAUCUGUUGAUUCAUGAGACCUAUGAGAUAAAGUUGUGCAGGUAAUCAGAUUUGCCCUAGAAACUCCAGCAAUGACCGAGGAAAAGUGUGAUACAGAGGCUAAAAAGCCUAUGACUGGUGAAGAGAGACUAGCUCUGUGUCAGAAGUUAGACCAAGAAUUGGACGAUUUUAUAAACAGCUUGGAGCGAAAGAGAUAUACAGAAGGAUGGCCAGAAGAUCGUUGGCAGGAAGAAAUGGACAAACAUCCAUUUUUCAUGAAAUCUUCACCAAAUGCAAAUGGUGAAUUGUCACCUCUAGCUGAAGGGUUAGCAAAGCUAAAGUACGACCCUGAGGAGAACACUGUAUUGGAAUUGGCAAAUAAUUACAAAGAAGAUGGCAACUUCAAUUUCAAACAUAAAAACUACAGAUUGGCUAUUUUAGGUUACACAGAAGGCAUUAAGCAAAAAUGUGACAAUAUUGAAAUCAAUGCAAGCUUAUACAAUAACCGUGCUGCAGCACAAUGGCACUUAAAGAACUAUCGUUCUGCAUUAUUUGACAGUGAGAGAGCAUUGUCUUUUAAUCCUGGCCAUUCAAAAGCUAGGUUAAGAGCUGCCAAAUCAGCGUUAGAAGUGGCACAGUACAAUAAGUGUAUUGAACAUUGUCAAAAACUCCUUGACACAGAACCGAAAGACAAAGAAGUUAUAGACUUAUUGAAUACUGCUAAAAAGAAGCUGAUGUUUCAAGAGCGUGACCAGAGGAAGAAAGAGCGAAGCGAAGCAAAAAGUCUUGAACAAAAAGAAGGUGUUAUUAAAGCUAUUAUUGAUAGAGGUAUAAAAAUAUCUAAUUGUGAUGAUGAGGAAGAUAUUGAUCUGUCAAAGUUAGAGCCUAGUUUACCAGGCGCGCAGGAUUCUAUCGUCCAUAUAGAUAAUGGGAUCCUUAAAUGGCCAGUGUUGUUCCUGUACCCUGAAUAUCAGAUGACUGACUUUGUGAAAGCUUGUCCAGAAAAUGUCCCAUUGUUAAACCAGUUACAACAAUUAUUUCCUGCACCGUGGGACGUAGAUAACAAGUACACUGUCGAUAGAGUCAACGUUUACUUUGAGGGUUACGACAAGAUGCCUCAUGUUAUAGACCCAAAGAAGAUUCUUGGAGACUUGUUGAAGACCAAAUAUUUUGAAUUAAAAGCAGGUACACCAGCAUUUUUCAUUUUACCACGAGGUAGUCAAAUAGAGUGUAGAUUUUUAGAAAGUUAUAUUUAGAUAUUAAAAAAAUAAAUAUUUUAUUUAUAUUAUUAUGCACAUUAUUUUAUUAUAUGUAAAUUUUUCGUAACAUAUAUAAUCCAUCAAUAGGAACAACUUUUAUUAUGGGUCCACGAAAACAAAAUCAGCUGUUUCAUACAUUUCGGUCGAUUAGCUGA